AAGCUCAACCCUCAGAGCAGUCGUUUCCCGCCCAUUGCCUAAAACUCUGCCCCACCCCUUGCUGUUUCACUUGGUUUCAUAAUACUGCUCUCUCUGUGCGCGGAGCUUACAAGCAGUCACUAGGAGUAGCUGUCCUGGUGAGGAGUCUUUUGAUUACAACAGGAGUGAGGAGGGUCAUUCUCUGUGUCCUGUCACCACCAGCCAUUUCCGUCAGUUGCCGACCGGAGGAGAAGAGACAAGUCAUUCAUUACAGCUCCGUCAACAAGAAGCCACAGCCAACAUGCAGGAAGAGUUUAAACAAAGAAGAAUGAACAUGGAUUUUUCUCAACUGCACACAUAUACACCGCCACAGUGUGCUCCAGAGAACACCGGCUAUACCUACUCUCUCAGCUCUAGCUACUCAACAGCAGCGUUAGAUUUUGAGAAGGAGCACCAGAUUGCCGCCGUAUACGAGUCGCCCAGGAUGUCACGGCGGAGCCUGCGUCUGCAGACUGGUGCCGGACACUAUGACAAUGAAAGCCUGGCCGAAUACUCCCAUAACCACAGCGACAGCUACAGCUAUACCAGCACCAAGAAAGAGACACGGACGCUGCGAGGCAAAAAGCAGCAGUCCAGUUCCAGCUCCCGGUCUCUCUCCUUAAGCCAAGCUGCUACACCGAGGAAAACCCUCUCCUUCUCAGCCGCUAAUACCCCAAUCAACAGCAGCAGCAGCGUCAUUCAUGAAAGCCACACAGCGUCCGAUGGAUCUCUACUCGCCUCCAUCCUGGAUCAGUCCAGCCUGAGACAACGCGCCGUCACCACAACCACCACUUUUGUGGAUGGGCACCGGGGGAGGAAGGACCACAGUUCGUCAAGUGUGAACGGUGACGCCAGCGCAUCAAAGUCCCACACCGCAGUCGCCAAUGGUUACAUCUGCAAAGACUGCUCGUUUCACUCUCAGACGGAGUCCCCUAUCACAUGUUCGUCUUCAUCAUUAUCAUCAUCAUCUCAGGCCGCAGAAGCUUCCUCGGACGCCCUCUUUUCCUCUUCCUCGGACGCCCUCUUUUCCUCUUCCUCGGACGCCCACUUUUCCUCUUCCUCGUCACCCUUCACAAGCAUAUACUCCAGAGACAGGACUCGAAGGAACAAGCCAGGUGUCCUGGUGUCUAUGUCUCACACGUGUAUGCGCUACAGCAAGCGAGCCCUGGCUCCCAUAGUGUCCUUAGUCACCCUGCUCUUCAACAAUGUGCUCUGGCUCGGUUCAAGGGCAAAGAGCCCGCCACGAAAAGGUGUCCUUGCGUCGUGUUCGGACUCAAUGAAACAAGCGGUGUCCUCCAGUUUUUCCCAACUGUGGCUGUUUAAGCAGAACACUCUUCACAGGAUGAUGGGCCACAGGGCUAAUGGCUAUGAAGGACAAGCUCACUCAAGUUACUGUGGAAGCAUGAAUGUGAAGGACCUGGUGACUGAGGAGGCCUCACAUCUUAAACUCAAUGGUUCCCUGUGCGAUGACUGUAAAGGAAGCAGCAUUCAGAGACACACACCGUCCUCCUCACACAGUCCUCCAGGCCUCGACGCCUGUGGGGGCGCUGUGGAGCGUCCUAGCUUAUGCAG
Messenger RNA from Notothenia coriiceps (black rockcod), 1590 nucleotides. RefSeq names its product SUN domain-containing protein 1-like. NCBI's taxonomy places the organism in Eukaryota, Metazoa, Chordata, Actinopteri, Perciformes, Nototheniidae. The annotation marks the transcript as partial. The transcript has 9 exons. The record is from RefSeq and is a predicted model, not a curated record.